This is a messenger RNA of Oncorhynchus mykiss (rainbow trout), 2003 nucleotides long. RefSeq lists its product as uncharacterized. Lineage: Eukaryota; Metazoa; Chordata; Actinopteri; Salmoniformes; Salmonidae. The record is from RefSeq and is a predicted model, not a curated record. Gene Ontology annotation, biological process: regulation of gene expression. Gene Ontology annotation, cellular component: nucleus.
CUAACGGAAAUACGGAAAUAAUGCUACAACGUGCCUAUAGGAUAUCGCUAGCUCGUGCUUGGUUUUGCCCUUCUUCCUUGCUUGAUCUGCCCACUAUGCUUCAUUUGCUCACACUCUAAAAGACACUGAACCUUCUUGGGUUAGUUCUAUCUUUGUUAUAACCGUCUAUCUAGUAGCUGUUAGCUUAUUCCAGUAGCUAGCUAGCCACCUGUCUUUGAUACGUAUGUGUACAGUUCUAGGAGAGAGAGGAUAUUUGUAACUAGCUGAUUUUUAUGACGAACAACAUAACGUUUGGGAAGUGGUAAGAAUAUUGUGUGAAAUGGAUAGACCUUCUGCAGUACUACACUGUGUUAUUAUCUGUAGCUAAAGCUAGCUAGCAAGUUUGAUACAUGCAUACCACCUACCCACAAGUAAAAAAGGGUGUACGGGUUUAUUAAUUUGUUAGUUACGAGCAUGUUGCUGCGCUAAAUCAUUGGAGGAAGAGAGACCUGACUGGGCACUGGUGCGAUCUGUAGGAGGCUAAAUCCAAGUCUUUCCAUUAUAGUAAACCAAACUGGGAAACAAGGGGGGCAGCUCAUCCAUAGAAGACUGUCUGUGAACUCUUGGACUGGUACCAAUAAGGGAAGGGGGGUUGAUUUUCCAGUAUUGGAUUGAUGUUGUUGCAGUUAUGUCAGAGGCCAUCCUCACCUUCCAGUACCAGCUCAAUGGAGUCAUGGAAACGGUCCUCAAAACUGCUGUGCAUGAGAUCACUCGGCUGGUGAAGGACAGCUUCCUGAAGGAAGUGACCGGGAGCAAGCGGGAAGUGGAAAUCUUGAAGGAGAGGCUGCAGCAGUGUGAGCAGAGAUGGAGGGACGGCGAGGAGGAGAGGAAGAGGAGGGAAGUUGAAGAGAGAGAGCAGAAAAAGAAGAGGGAAGAGAGAGAGCAGAGGGUGUUGUGUAGAAGAUGUGGUUGUGCUGGAGACACAGAGAAGAGGGAAGAGGCUCUGUUAGGAGCAGAGGAAGGUUGUGUUAUCAAACAGGAGAUGUUCCAGUCAGGUGGACCCAGCACUCUCCCAGAGAGAAAGGGUCCACAGGAAAUGGCCACACCCAGCUCUUCCUGUGUCUCUGAAAGGAUGGACGAGAGGGAGGCCCAUGUGGUCCAUAUCAAAGAAGAGCCCAAUGACUGGGAGGAUCUGGUUACCCAGAUGGUCACAUCCACAGAUGCCUCCAUAGUGAGCCUGAGUCGUCUGCAGAGAUUGAGCUCACAUGCUGGGGCUUGGACCAGUGAGCCUCAGCCUCCACCUCCACUCCCAGCACCAUGGGCCAGUGAGUCUCUUCCUCCAGCACCAUGGGCCAGUGAGCCUUUUCCUCCAGCACCAUGGGCCAGUGAGCCUCCACCUCUACCUCCAGCACCAUUGGCCAGGGAGCCUCCACUACCUCCAACACCAUGGAUCAGGAAGGAGCAGCUCCUACUUUCAAGGUCAGUGAUACCCACACAGGGGACAGAGCAUGCUGUGGGGGCCCUCGAAAGCAUCAACACAACGGCACAGCUGAGGGUCAAACCCUUCAGCUGCCCACACUGUGGGAAGAGCUUCCCUCAGCUCCGAAACCUGAAAGACCACCAGAAGUACCACCACACAGGGAAGAAGGCCUUCACCUGCUCCCAGUGUGGUAUGGGUUUUGUGUACAUGUGCCACUUCAGGGUACACAUGCAGCGCCACACGAGGGAGAGGGCAUUCAGCUGCUCUCAGUGUGGGAAGAGCUUCAGCCUUCAGAGCGGCUUGGAGAAACACCGGGUCCUUCACACUGCAGAGAGGCCUUACAACUGCACGGACUGUGGGAACAGAUUCUAUUCUAAAGUGGACCUGAAAAUACAUGAACAGAUUCAUGCAGCAAGGUAGACCUUUGACAUGAAGCAGGUUGAUUUAGAAAAUCAGAGGGGGGGGGGGGGGAUAACUGCCCACGUGUACUAUGUUCAAUGUAUCUAUUAGUUGCUGAUUCAUUUAAUGUUGAGAGGAAUAAAAC